Messenger RNA from Balaenoptera ricei (Rice's whale), 1181 nucleotides. RefSeq names its product ST8 alpha-N-acetyl-neuraminide alpha-2,8-sialyltransferase 2 (gene ST8SIA2). Gene Ontology annotation, molecular function: alpha-N-acetylneuraminate alpha-2,8-sialyltransferase activity. Gene Ontology annotation, biological process: oligosaccharide metabolic process; N-glycan processing. Bases 1 to 1128 code for a protein of 375 amino acids. The transcript is spliced from 7 exons. The record is from RefSeq and is a predicted model, not a curated record. NCBI's taxonomy places the organism in Eukaryota, Metazoa, Chordata, Mammalia, Artiodactyla, Balaenopteridae.
AUGCAGCUGCAGUUCCGGAGCUGGAUGCUCGCUGCGCUCACGCUGCUCGUGGUCUUCCUCAUCUUCGCAGACAUCUCGGAGAUCGAAGAAGAAAUCGGGAAUUCUGGAGGCAGAGGUACAAUCAGAUCAGCUGUGAACAGCUUACAUAGCAAAUCUAAUAGAGCCGAAGUUGUAAUAAAUGGCUCCUCGUCGCCGGCUGUUGUUGACAGAAGUAAUGAAGGCUUUAAGCGCAACAUCCAACCAGCCUCGGCCAAAUGGAGACACAACCAAACGCUCUCUCUGAGGAUCAGGAAGCAAAUCUUAAAGUUCUUGGAUGCUGAAAAGGACAUUUCUGUCCUCAAGGGGACCCUGAAACCCGGAGAUAUUAUUCAUUACAUCUUCGACCGAGACAGCACAAUGAACGUGUCCCAGAACCUGUAUGAGCUGCUCCCCAGAACCUCUCCACUGAAGAACAAGCACUUCGGGACCUGUGCCAUCGUGGGAAACUCUGGGGUCUUGCUGAACAGCGGCUGCGGGCAGGAGAUUGACACACACAGCUUUGUCAUCAGGUGCAACCUGGCCCCGGUGCAGGAGUACGCCCGGGAUGUGGGGCUCAAGACAGACCUGGUGACCAUGAACCCCUCCGUCAUCCAGCGGGCCUUCGAGGACUUGGUCAACGCCACGUGGCGGGAGAAGCUGCUGCAGCGGCUGCACAACCUCAACGGCAGCAUCCUGUGGAUCCCCGCCUUCAUGGCCAGGGGCGGCAAGGAGCGGGUCGAGUGGGUCAACGAGCUCAUCCUGAAGCACCGCGUCAACGUGCGUACUGCGUACCCCUCUCUGCGCCUGCUGCACGCCGUCCGCGGAUACUGGCUGACUAACAAAGUUCACAUCAAAAGACCCACCACGGGCCUCUUGAUGUACACCCUGGCCACGCGUUUCUGCAACCAGAUCUACCUCUAUGGCUUCUGGCCCUUUCCGCUAGAUCAGAACCAGAACCCCGUCAAGUACCACUAUUACGACAGCCUCAAGUACGGCUACACUUCCCAGGCCGGCCCCCAUACCAUGCCCUUGGAGUUCAAGGCCCUGAAGAGCCUGCACGAGCAGGGGGCUUUGAAACUGACUGUCGGCCAGUGCGACGGGGCCACGUAAGCAUUAGGCAGAUAAGCCACAGGAAGAAGGUGUGGAGAACCCACCUGGAUCAG